CUCAUUCUUUAAAUUUUGCAGAAGCCGUCACGCAAAUCCAAAAAAGUCCACCUUCUAUUACUACCACCGAACCUCUUACCUCACAAUUCAAUAACCCUGACCUUAAUCCCCAGGAAGCCCAUGAAGACUCUCCUCCUCUUAACACUCACACCAACCAACCCACUACGUUUGUUAAUCCAGACCACCCCACAAUUCACACUUCUCAUGCAUCUCCGGCUCAAGAUACAAUUCCUGAUCCCAAAAAACAUCAAUUAAGAACUCUUCGCCCUGCAAAAAAAUAA
Messenger RNA from Racocetra fulgida, 281 nucleotides. The record is from the annotation of a GenBank genome assembly. NCBI's taxonomy places the organism in Eukaryota, Fungi, Glomeromycota, Glomeromycetes, Diversisporales, Gigasporaceae.